AUGUUCGGGGAGCGCGUCGGCCGUCCUCGCAGGGACCUCAUCAGGGCAUUCCAUAGCGCUACAGCUCCAUGUAACCUACCGGGAGUGGACUGGGUGAGUUUCCAGCCUGGCCCGCACCAAAACUCAGACCAGAUGGUGGCGGAAGGUCCCUGGGACAUACUCGGCCAGCGGUGGCUUUUCCUCGCCAUCUGUGAUGGCUACGGCGGACCAGACACGGCCCGCUUCGUGGCCGACGCGCUUCCUCAACGACUGCUUCCGGCGCUUGCGCUGACAAUACGGAGACAUUGUGGCGGCCUCCUGGACCGCAAGAAUUGCGAGGAAGCGUCCCCCCAUAUUGCCGACAUGCUGCGAGCGCAGAUAGUCGACCUCGACUACUCCUUGAUGGGAGCUGUCCAGCGGGCCUGUCCCAAGCCAAAGUACCUCGCGAGCAAGGAAUACGCCAUGGGGCUUAUUCGCGAACACGCGAGCACGGGCGUAUUUGCGCGUGCUGCACAAGGCAGCACGCUCGCGAUGGCCAUCAUUGCGAUCGAGGACCGUUUCAUGUGGGUGGCGGGGGUAGGCAACUCCACAGUCGCCCUCUCGACAGUGGACCACGAAGGAACCCGCAGGGCCAAACGCCUCUGUACGAGGCAUACGUUCGGCAAUCCAGAAGAAUUCCAACGGGUGCUCGCGGCGCGUGCAUUAUCUGCGCACGCACCCAUAGACAGUACCCACCCGCUCCUCCGCUGGAGCCCGCUUACCCGUGUUAUCGGCCACGUCCCCCUCAAAAUGGAGCACGCAUACAUGGAGAAUCUGUUCCGUCACGUCCACAUCGACAACGACGUCCAGCUGUCCGACCUCGUCGGCAAGAUCAGACUCCCCUCCUACCUCACCGCCGAACCAGAGGUGCAUUUCGUCGACCUCAAGCCCGUGUGGGGCCGAGACCCGGUCCUCCUCUUGUUCACCGAGGGUGUCGACCACCUCGUCGACGAUUCCUUUGUCUUCAACCCCGGCACGUCUCGAGGCGUUGACACGCUGGACAUCGUGCCCGCGCUGUUGUCGGACUCGCCUGACUCGACGGUCGAGGCUAUAUUGGGCCACGACGUGUUGCCCAGGUGGAGUGGUGCUGAGCGCAAUAGGGCCUUCGACGUUCUCGGAAACCUCCUGGGUGGACGGAAUACGAAUAGGCUUCGGGAAGUGCUGCAAAAACCCUUAUCAGAGGCGGAACGAAAUCGAUUCGUCAUAAGGGACACGUCUUUGAUAAUUGCUCGCUUUUUAGACAUGCGUUGA
Molecule: messenger RNA, 1269 nt
Organism: Trametes versicolor FP-101664 SS1
Lineage: Eukaryota; Fungi; Basidiomycota; Agaricomycetes; Polyporales; Polyporaceae
Product: protein serine/threonine phosphatase 2C
Exons: 4
Coding region: 1-1269 (422 amino acids)
Biological process (GO): protein dephosphorylation
Molecular function (GO): protein serine/threonine phosphatase activity
Source: RefSeq, a predicted model, not a curated record